GAAGAUUCCGGGGAGAUGUUCCGAGUGACAGGCUGCCGCAGCGACAUGACGGUGCGGGAGCUCAAAGAGGAGCUGGACCUAAUAGCCGGCAUCCCCUUCAACCUCCAGCGGCUCCAGUACCUGGACCAAGGAAUUUUGAUGGAUAACGCUACGCUGAAGUUCCACGAUGUUGUUCCUGGUGGAAUUAUUUCAUUACGUAUCUGGCAUUAUGAUGGAUGGACGGAACUGGUUUUGGCGGCCGUGGAAGGGGAUUCCAGUAAGCUGUCUUGCCUUGGUGUUGCCGAAGAUUCUUUCUACCGAACAACAAAUUCGCAGCAUUUUGAUGACAAGCAGUGGAAGAAGUGGAUUUCUCAGAGAGCGUUCAUGGCGCUCUAUGUUGCCUCACACAGGGGUCACUCGGAGGCUGUUCAGUACCUUCUAGAACAUGGUGCCAACUGUCAGGGCAGAUCCCCCGUGGGCAGGACGCCCCUGCACGUGGCUGCAGCCAUGAGCCGGCUGGACUGUAUCAGCCUCUUGCUCAAAUAUGGGGCCUCCAUCAACGACAGAGAUGCCAAGGGGGAGAUGCCCAUGUCCCUCGCCUGCCGCCUGAACCGCAGCCAGAGCAGGCAGCGGAUGUUCCUCUUCCACUGGACAGUGAAGCUGGGGACAAAGGACCCGAUGGACCCUGUCGUGAACAAGACUUUUCAGAGAGUCAGGGCCGGGUUUGGAUCCGAGAAGGAGAACAAAACAUAGCUCCACCUGGGAAUGUUUGCAUGUCAGCUCUGACUUGGGGUAACUUUCCUGAGUUCAGAUCCACGGUGACCAGUGGCUUUGGGUGAGGAGGAAGGCCGGGAAACGUGGCAGUUCCUCUGAAUCAGAUACGAAACCAUCUGUCCUAUUUGCAAAUGACUUGAGGAGGGUAUUGAUGGAAGUGGGUGAGUUUGUGUUCAUUUCCUAAAUCCAUCACAGACCUAACGGGCUCCCACGCCAGCCUUUAAUUUUGAGCUAUUUGUUCAUUGUAUCCAGUAACGCUGCUUGGGGUGAUGGGAACCAAUUACCUUCUCUCCCGUCUGGACACCAUCUAAUGCGUCGGCAUAACAGGGGUAAUAGCCGUGGUGAGAGUAGCUCUGUUGUUACGGUACAAAACCAGUGCAGGCAAACGUCACCAGGUCGUGGGCAGUGUGACCUGUGAAUUUCAGUUUGUAAAAUUCAUGGCACUAGAUGCUCCCUAAGCUAGCAAUGUUCCAGAAGUUUUCCUGAACCUCCCUGGAGGGGUCUGCUGCCUGAGUCUGAGGCGGGGCUGGGGGAGAAGCCAGGAUGACCUGGGGAGCAUCUGAGAUCCUUUUGUCCCAUCCCCAAAAGUCCAAGCACCCUCCUCCCGCUAGCUUUCUCCUUUCCUGCUAGAACUCGGGUAGCUCCAGCAUCCCUACUGUGGGGCAGUGUCUCUGCUGAACUCUAGGCUCGACACCCACAAAAGCUUCUCUGUGGGUGAGUGAGCUGGGUGUGGGAGCCGAGAGGGAGGGGUGAGGACUGGGGCGGACUGACACGCGCACCCUUGUCCGAAGGGGGCACCGCGACUCAGCUGCAGCAGAAAGGUGAGCCAAAGGCAGCUAGAUCUUUGCAGAGCUUCCCAGAGCUGGAAACCUGGCUUGUUGACCUAAGUCCUGAUUUUUAAGCGUUGGCUUGAAUUAUUUUAAGAUCAGCGUACGGAACAAAAGGAGUAGGAGAUUUGAGGCACAUGGAUGGGACUGCCGACCAUCGUCAAACUAACUCAUUUCACUGGGGAAACGGGUAGAAGCAACCUAAGACUCACUGGAACUUUCCCCGGCUCUGAAGCCACAGGGCGGGAAUGGCCAUGAGUGUUGCCGGGUGGGAAGUGUUGUCCACCCUUCCACCCGUGGCCACACAUGUUUCUCUGAAGCCCUAUAUCCUGACACAGCUUCCGGAGUCAGUCUGUGUGGCAACAGACUCUCGACCGUUGAAGUUCGGUUUUUUAAGGUGCUGGGCAAUGGCACUGUAUCCCAGCCGCCCUUCUUUCUGACUUACAUCCCAAGAACUGGAUUCCGCUUUUACAUUAAUUGGCCGCAUUUCCCGCUGUCAUGGCAAGUAAGAGCCGUGUUGGUGACGUGGCUUUACACUCAGUGGACGUGGCUGGACCCAGCUCAGCAAUCUGUUUGACACAUAAUAGUCAGGAAAAAAAAAUACAGCUCAGCAUCAACAGUGUCAAAACUGAGAUCUUGUUUGCGGCAGACGUUCUCCAAAGUCAAUAGGCAGAUAUUAAAUAACCUCAUCCAGCGGGGUCAGUUCAUUUAGCUAAUGAGGUGUGUUGGCAGGGGGACCUGGGCACCCUUUUAACUUAACAAGUGGUGUGACUCAGAGUCAUGUGUUUUCCGGGAGCUUUGCUCUGCUGUCUUUAUUGUUAGCAGAGCCAGCUGCCUGACAUUUGUCACCAAAACUUUGGAGGGAAGCCCUCUGUCUUUGUCACCCCCAAUUCAACUAAACACUUGGCCGGCAAUUGGGUGAGUUCCAUACUCUCCAUGGUGACAUUUUGCUCGGUCUGUGGCAGGGUCAUUAAAACAGUCCUGUAGGUCCUGGGGGCUCUUCCUUUUAGACAAUCUUAACAUUCUAGCUAUUAUAUUCAAACAAGCCUGUAUCACCUA
Balaenoptera musculus (blue whale) is the source of this 2639-nucleotide messenger RNA. RefSeq names its product ankyrin repeat domain 60 (gene ANKRD60). Gene Ontology annotation, molecular function: protein binding. The record is from RefSeq and is a predicted model, not a curated record. Lineage: Eukaryota; Metazoa; Chordata; Mammalia; Artiodactyla; Balaenopteridae.